GAAAGCUCUUGCACACGCUGGGGACUCCUGCAUGCUCCUCUUACUAUAAUCUGUCACCAAAGGCUCGAUAUUCCUGUGCUGGGGCUGGUGCCAGCGCCUCGGGCUGCCAGGUGCUGCUUUCCAACUCUCAGACGGGCUGCCCUUCCCCCACGGCUCCCCACAGGCCCCCACUCCACCUGCUCCUGGCCAAGCUCAGGGGCACGGCAGCGCGCUCUGCUUCGGAUUUUUCCUGCCUUCCUUGGAGAUGCUUGUGCUUGGAGGGGAAGGCAGAACAUUGUAUCUUGGAACAAAUCUGCUUUUGAUCAUGCAAAUGAAUGCCCCGUUAAUGUAGGCAGACUGUCAAUUUCACCAGUUAGGAAGAGAGAGAGAAAAGGGGGGACAAUUCCCCACCACAGCGACUGAUGGAGAAUUUCAACAGAAAGCUGCUACUUCAGAAAAUAAGAUCGUUCACGGCGAAUGGAGAACACCUCAGGCAGCCCUGAAGCUCCACCGUCCUUGCAGAGAGAAGCCUGCUCAGAGUGGUUACUGAAAACAGGAACCUGCCCUUCUGCAAGCCCCGCACGCCUUCCUCGUUUCUAGCAGAGGAAGUGUGUAGCCGGUUUAGCAACUGCAGUUCUUCUUGGUAGCAUGGGCUGCUUCUCCACACCCGUGGGAGGUCCGGCCACGCUCAUUCCAGAGCAGCAGCAGCUGAUGGAGAGGCAGUGACCGUGCGCCUGGUGGCCCCUCGGCAGCCGUCUCCCAGGGGAGACCAUGCCCAGUGUUUGAAGGCUCCGAGCGUCCCCGACAGCCCCGGGAGAGAGAGAAAUGGGAAACAGCAUGAAAUCCACCCCUGCGCCCCCGGAGAGGCCUCUGCCCAGCCCCGAGGGGCUGGAUAGUGACUUCCUUGCUGUGCUGAGUGAUUACCCGUCUCCUGACAUCAGCCCCCCUAUAUUCCGCCGAGGGGAGAAACUGCGCAUCAUUUCUGAUGAAGGCGGCUGGUGGAAAGCCAUCUCUCUCAGCACCGGUCGAGAGAGUUAUAUUCCCGGGAUAUGCGUGGCCAGAGUUUACCACGGCUGGCUGUUUGAAGGCCUGGGCAGAGACAAGGCGGAGGAACUGCUGCAGCUGCCAGACACGAAAGUCGGCUCGUUCAUGAUCAGAGAGAGUGAGACAAAGAAAGGGUUUUACUCGCUGUCGGUGAGGCACAGGCAGGUGAAGCAUUACCGCAUCUUCCGCCUGCCGAACAACUGGUACUACAUCUCCCCGCGGCUCACCUUCCAGUGCCUGGAGGACCUGGUCAAUCACUAUUCUGAGGUGGCUGAUGGCCUAUGCUGUGUGCUCACCACGCCCUGCCUGACACAAAGCACAGCUGCCCCAGCAGUGAGGGCUUCCAGCUCACCUGUCACCUUGCGCCAGAAGCCUGUGGACUGGAAGAGGGUGUCCAGACUGCAGGAGGACCCUGAGGGAGCGGAGAACCCACUGGGGGUGGAUGAGUCCCUCUUCAGCUAUGGCCUUCGGGAAAGCAUCGCCUCCUACCUGUCUCUGACCAGCGAUGACAGCGCCUCCUUUGACCGAAAGAAGAAAAGUGUCUCCCUGAUGUACAGCGGGAGCAAGCGGAAGAGCUCGUUCUUCUCAUCCCCACCUUACUUUGAAGACUAGCCAGAGAAAACACUCCAUCGUUCACACCCAAAAGGAACAGAGGUUCCAACAAUCACCUGGGAUCCUGCAAAAAGAAAGGUCCCCUGAUCCCCGGGGAAACCUCAUGUCUUUCAGAAGCCAAGAGAAGCCAUGUAGCGACUCAAACUCGCAUCUUCUCUGUCCACAUCAUGACCAAAGGAGCCCCACCCUGGGGUCUGACCAGUCCUGGGACAUCACUUAAUGUUGAAUCAUGAUGUCACUGGGCAACACUUAGAAGAGCCCAGCAUGUGUGUGUGUGCACAUUGUGUGUGUGGGAAGGACAAAGCCACUCUCACAAGAAAGUGCACCAGGACCAUUCUCCAAAAAACUGUCUGGUUGCACUCGGAGGUCAUUGGAGAGAACCUCUGUACAGCGAGCCUGAGAGGAAGAUGAACCAAAAGUUGCUGCCUGGCAGAAGGUCUAGAUUUGCAGAUGCAUCCCCUAAAUGGAACUUUGUUAGCCAACCAUAGGGACCCUUGGUUGCAUCCUCUCUUUUUAAGGGAACUCCGUGACACUAAAUGUUAGUCCAAAGGACUUCUUAGUCCUGAAUCAGGAGAAGCCUUUGGCAAGCACCUGCAAGCCAGUGCACAGACGCCAGAUGGCCCCCCUGCUGUGAGGAGGGCAAGGCCAGUGAGAGCCAGCCUGGGACUGCACCAGCUCUCCCGCUGUCCCCAGCCAUGGCUUUGCAGGGCAGAAAGAGCUUCUCUGGGUUGCUGGGAUUCUUGCCUGUAUUAACACAUCAACUAUUAAUUCAUAAGUGCCUGAGGAGGCAUUUUGUGCAGUCCUGUGUAAGAUGUCAGGCCAAAAAAAGAAAAGAAAAGAUGCAUAAACCCACCCUCAAAAGAGGUGCUCACAAUGUAGACAGAGAAAAAAGUGUAUUAGAAAAUAGUAUGUGAAAGGAGAAAUCAACUCCUGGCUUAGGAGGAGAUUAGGGGCAGAUGAGGGUAACAUUUUAGCUGAUCCCCGGAGAGUAUGCCAGCUGGCUGGAUUGGAUAGGUAGGAAUGGUUGGGGGGGAGGAGAAACUGUUAAGUUCUAAAGAAUUAAUUUAUCCAGUAUUUUAUUCUAAGAAGGCUCUGGCAUCCACAUGAAUAAAAACGCUGAACUCCACGAAAGAUAGGGAGUCCAAGUGGAUUACUUCUGUCAUACAGAGUUUUAAGAGAUGAAGGAGAAAACAGAGUAUACCCGAGAAGAAGCAGGGAUCUCCAGGCUGCCCAUCUGGCUCCUGCCAGGAAGAGAGGGGGCGACAGAUGAAUCCGUGACUACUCUUCCCUGUUUGAAAGGGAUUCUGGAGCAGGCAGGGUGCGUGCUUGCUGCCUGUGAAGUCUGUCUGCUUGCCACCGGCGUUCCGUCCGUCUGAGCUCACUGUGCCGGUGGUAUGCCUAUGUGCAUUGACGUGAUUUUCUGAACCUUCGGUUUCCAGUGUGUUUACACAAGGAGGCAUUUGUGGUUUUCUCAAGAAUCCCAAAGGCUGUUUCGGAGGGCCUAGCUGACGUCUGGGAUGUGAAUGUAACACUGUGGACGUUGACUUCCACCAUCCGGCAGGGCGACCUCCUGAGCUCCAGAUGUCUGUACAGCGUCUCAUGUAUUGUUUUCUGUUGUGACGAAUGUGACUGGAAUGUCUGGGGAACACUUGGAGGGAUUUCUUAAUUGGAAAGCAUUACACAUUGCUAAAUCAUGUAUUUAUUCCUUAUUAAAAUAAACCUAAUAAAUAUUUAA
Molecule: messenger RNA, 3370 nt
Organism: Lemur catta (Ring-tailed lemur)
Lineage: Eukaryota; Metazoa; Chordata; Mammalia; Primates; Lemuridae
Gene: SLA
Product: Src like adaptor
Exons: 9
Coding region: 805-1635 (276 amino acids)
Molecular function (GO): protein binding
Source: RefSeq, a predicted model, not a curated record